Messenger RNA from Aureobasidium vineae, 711 nucleotides. The record is from the annotation of a GenBank genome assembly. Lineage: Eukaryota; Fungi; Ascomycota; Dothideomycetes; Dothideales; Saccotheciaceae.
AUGGCAGAUCAGGCACAGGCGCGCAUGCUGUCAGCAGCCUUCCCGACACCCCCGCCGUACUACAAGCACUUCACCAAGCAGAAUGUCACAAAAGUCCGCCAGAUCCGCAAAGAGGCCGCAACCAACACCAACCAAGUCGACGUGGAGUCAUUACCCGCCGAGCUACGAUACCUGAUCCCGCCCGGACCACCGGCAGAUGGCCGCUAUAAGAGCUUUGGAGCGCAGCAUGAUGUGCCACAGUCUCUAGCCCAAGCAGGAAUCCAAGAGCUGUAUCCCGCAGACGUCGCCCACCUCGAUCCGACCNCCCAUCUACAGACCUUGACACGCGCCGUACUUCUCAACUUCCUCGAACUGGUUGGCACGCUGUCGGUCAAUCCUACACAAGGUCCGGAGAAGGUCGAACACCUGCAAACCCUCUUCUACAACCUCCACGAUCUGAUCAACCGUUACCGCCCUCACCAAGCACGCGAGAGUCUGAUCAUGACCAUGGAGGACCGACUGGACAAGAUCAGAGCUCAGAUCAAGGGCGUCAAUUCAGCAAAGGAUCGCAUGCAACAAGUUCUGGGCGACAUCCGCAGUCAAGCCACGUCCGAGACCAUCAAUACGCCCACAAAGCAAGAGAAGCCAUCGGUACAACCAGAGGCACCUCAACCUACCGACGGCAUACACCAAGCCAUGUACGAAGCUCUGGAACAAGAUCUCGACGAUUGA